Molecule: messenger RNA, 2343 nt
Organism: Patella vulgata (common limpet)
Lineage: Eukaryota; Metazoa; Mollusca; Gastropoda; Patellidae
Product: tripartite motif-containing protein 55-like
Exons: 1
Coding region: 277-1512 (411 amino acids)
Biological process (GO): positive regulation of DNA-templated transcription
Cellular component (GO): chromatin; nucleoplasm
Molecular function (GO): protein binding; ubiquitin-protein transferase activity; zinc ion binding
Source: RefSeq, a predicted model, not a curated record
UGUAACCCGAAAAACUUUUGGGCAUUUCAGGUCCCCCCCCCCUAACACUGAUCGAGCCCGUACGCCUAUGCUAAUAAGUAAACGUCAACUGACAUAUGAUCUAAUCGGGUUAUACAAAUAGUAUCACGUGACACCUAUUUACCCAAACAUUAUAUGUUGUUCAGACAUCUUGUAAAAUAUAUCUAGAUCUUUGGUAACGUGUUUAAUCAACGGAUGUUUUCUAAAAUGGAUUUAUAACGGCAAUUAUUUAUCAUUCUGAUUUCCUGGGAUUUUAAGAUGGCUUCUAAAUAUACCUGUUCUAUUUGUUUAAAUAACUUUACCAAACCCAAGCUACUGCCAUGUUGUCACCACACUUUCUGUGAACAUUGUAUAGGUGACUACAUCAAGGCUCAUGCUCAUUUGAACAAGUUUAACUGUCCUAUUUGUAGACAAGAAACAGUAGUACCAUCAGGUGGUGCCAAUCAGUUCGUCACCAACUUUUAUCUAGAAGACGAUGAUGAUGAUAAACAGUAUUGUACAAAACACAAGAAGAAAGAAAUAGAAGUUUAUUGUCGAGAUUGUCGUAAACCAUGUUGUUCUGUUUGUGUUAUGGUCGAUCAUAAAGACCACGAAUUGGCAGAUUUAGAUGAAGUAGACCAGGAGAUGAGAGAAAUUGUCAUGAAACUGAAAACUGAAUCAGAAAAGAAGAUAAAACAGUUACAAGAACAUUCUUACUUUCUGAAGACCAAAAUAUCUGACAUGAACAAAUCAUGUAAGACAGCUUGUGAUAAAGUUGAUAAACAAAUAGACAAUAUUUGUGAAAAAGCCAGGAAGAUGGGAGGAACAAUUAAAGAUGACAUCAAUAAAAUUGGUGAAGAUGAAAACAGUAAACUAACCAAACUAGUAGAAGAUGAUGACAAGAUGACAUCUAAAAUGAAAGAAUGGUGUGAAUAUGCUGAUCGUAUAUUACAACAUAAAUCUAUAAUUACAGCCGUAGAUAAACAUGGAUUAACAGAUGUUCAAACCAAAACAAAUUACAAGAUAUCAACAAAUUUACAUAAACCUGUAGUCAGACACCUAUAUUAUUCUAUGGAGGAGGUUGAUGUAGACUGUUUAAAACGACUACUGGGUGAAGUACAAACACCACCAUCAUAUACCAGUAGUUUUAGUUUGAAUCAGUUGAAGCCAGAUGGGGACUACAAAAGUGAUGUUGUAAUAAGACAAGGAUUAUCAUGGUGUGUAUGUGUUGAACAUGAAAGAUCAUCAUUAUAUAUUGAGCUGGUAUUGAAGAAAGUAGAAGAUGAAACUAUUAAAUCUGUUACAGGUAGUUAUACACUAAAACUGUUAAAUAUCAAUGAUGAGAGUGAAUCACUAGUUGAACAAGGUACAUGUACAUGUAAACCUGGUGAUAAUAUAUUUUGUGUAUUAUAUAUAGACUGGGAUAAACUACAAGAUAUAAACAAUGGUUUUAUUGAUGAUGACAAGAUAUUUACUGUAGAGGUUACUGUUAAUAUAACUGAUGUAGAACGAUAGUGAAGACAUAUAAUAAACAAUAACAGUUAUAGUUAUAUAAUAAACAUUAGCCUACAUUCAUAAACAAUAAUAGGAUAAACUACAGAAUGUCAACAAACAUAAUUUUUGUAAGGUAUAUAUUAUCGAAAUGUUCCCUCUAAAUUUUAGUAAUUAGUGAGCGCACACAUCAUGUGGUGUGCAAAUUUCAUUUUGUGGCAACAAUACGUGGACAAUAUAUGUACAAACAUGCGGAACUCUUUUGUUUUUGUUGUGAUUCGCGAUAUCUGAGAUCUUGAAUUAUUUGUUCUGUAUGUCCUAAAUGUUUUACGCUUGGUUCAACACGCGUGUGUCGAUGGCCAGGUGGGAACAAUGUACAUAACUAUAAGUGUCGUGUACAAGGCAGGAUAUACUUAGUCUGUCUAGAACAUUUGAUAUCACUUCUCGUGGAGUAAACUUAGUAAGUUCUACAUCUGACUAUUGAAUAUCUUUAUCUAGCUUUAAAUUAUUAUUAAGCAUCUAUUCACAUGGCAAGAAUAUAAUCAUCCGAUGGCCAUGAUAUUGGAUGAAUUAGAACAAUCCCGGCAUCUGACAUUUCAUCGUUUUAGUUUAAAUGGAUAAUCUAGACUUUGUUUAUUAUGGUAGCAAUUGUGCUUGACAAUCGAGACUAUCUAUUAAAAACUUCAAACACUCGUAACUCUUUAUUUUGUGCAAGGACAGUCAUAUGUUUAUAUAAAUCUUAAAUAAAGCACCUUCACCCGGAUUACAUUGGUAUAUAUUAUCUAAAUCUACUCCGUUAUGGUAGAAUUAAUUGUUCAUAUUAAUUGUUUGUAUCAUAUAUUAAUAAAAUAUUUU